Molecule: messenger RNA, 2784 nt
Organism: Phialemonium atrogriseum
Lineage: Eukaryota; Fungi; Ascomycota; Sordariomycetes; Cephalothecales; Cephalothecaceae
Product: Tryptophanyl-tRNA synthetase
Exons: 13
Coding region: 228-2687 (819 amino acids)
Biological process (GO): mitochondrial tryptophanyl-tRNA aminoacylation; translation
Cellular component (GO): mitochondrial matrix; mitochondrion; ribosome
Molecular function (GO): structural constituent of ribosome; ATP binding; tryptophan-tRNA ligase activity
Source: RefSeq, a predicted model, not a curated record
ACCUGCAAUCGUCACAGCUGCUUCAGCCCAAGACUUCUGCAGCAGUGUCGUUUUCUGACGGCCUAACCCAACCCGCUGCCAACUGGCAAUGACGGUGUGGCUCAAAGACAUGGAAGUCGGCCCCACGGAGAAAGAGUUAGUCCGACCUCUUCUUAUUUUUUUUCCUCCGUAAAUAUCGUCAGUCCCAAGCUCUCUGCUUUGGAAAUUUUCUCCCACCACUUCUCACAAUGUCGGAUAUAACCAUGGAUCUCUCAGACGAGCAAAUCGACAGGCUCCUGUCUGAGGCGGAGUCUCGUCUCGCAGUUCAAGACUCUCCAGUUGCUGCUCCGUCGAACCGAAACAAGUCGGCUAUUCCAUCAGCCUCGACGGCAGUUGUGAGUACAACUGAGCUGCCCAAGGGACAGGCAAAGCUCCCAGAAGGCAUGACUGUCAGGGUUCCCAAACCCCCCAAAACCAAGAAAAGGGAUAUCCCAGAUAACGCUGGCACAAACUGGUUCAACAUGCCGAGAACAAGCAAUGACCCCCAGGUGAAAAGAGAUCUCCAAAUACUCAAACUCCGGGGCGUUCUUGCGCUGGGAAAACAGCAUUUCAAAAAUGAUACCCGGAAGGACCCUAUCCCCAAAUUCUCACAGGUUGGGACACUGGUCGAGGGCCCGACCGACUUCUACAACGGCCGCCUGAACCGCAAGGAGAGGAAGCGCACGUUGGUGGAAGAGGUUCUUUCAUCGGGCACAACGCUUGCCAACCUCGAGCUCUCCUGCAACAUUCGAGGGUCCCGACGAGAUCAUGCAGAGAUGAAUGCGCCACCAUUACUACGACCGUUACGGCACUUGUUGCAGAGGCGGCUGCAACUCGCGACGGCUCGGCCAGUCCACCAUGCCUUCACAAAUCCGCCCGGACAAGUUCGAACAAAUACGUCGGUAGCGACCGGAAGCGAAGCCACUACAUCGACGACAAAUGAGCUGUCGGACCCAGCCACCGAGGCAACGGAAGCGAAGGAUCCUCGCUACCCGCGCAGCUUGCAGGCGCUGUACCUGAAGCCGCUGCGGCGCGAGGCCGAGUUUGGGGUGCCGAGCUGCGACCUACAGCUGCGGUCGUACUCGGUGCGCAACCUCGAGUUUUUCUGCGACUUCGCGCUGCGGGCGGCGUACUAUCUGGGCCUGCCGGCGUUCGGGCCCGUGCCGCUCCCGCGGAUGACGGAGCGGUGGACGGUGCCCAAGAGCAACUUCAUCUUCAAGAAGUCGCAGGAGAACUUUUCGCGCAUCACGCUCCGCCGCCUGAUCCAGAUCCGUGACGGACACCCCGAGACGGUGCAGGUGUGGCUGGCAUUCUUGCAGAAGCAUGCGUACUACGGCAUUGGUAUGAAGGCGAACGUGUGGGAGUUUAGCAAGCUGGGUGUUGGUAAGGCAAUGGAUGACAGCGUGGCGGAUGUGUCAAAACUGCUGGAGGACAAGUGGGCCCACCUAGGACAGUCCAAGAAGAGCGAGGUGAAACCUGUUGAGAAGAUUGAAGAGCUCCUUACCAGCGAGAGGAUCAGGUACGCCGGUGACUCACUCACUACCCGUAUACGGGGAUUGGCCGCCCAGGUUGUGAAAAAUCUGCGGCGACUCGGCCAUAGUCGAGCAGCGUCUAGUGACGCGAGCAACAGCAGCAACAGGGUCGUCUUCUCGGGCAUCCAGCCGACAGGUGUGCCGCAUCUGGGCAACUACCUCGGGGCGCUGCAGCAAUGGAAGCGCAUGCAGGAUGAGGCUACUCCGGGGACCAAGCUCAUCUACUCGAUAGUCGACUUCCACGCCAUCACGGUCCCCCAGCAGGCCGCCAUGCUGAGGCAGUGGAAGCGCGAGAUGAUGGCUUCGCUGUUGGCCAUCGGCUUGGAUCCGGACCGGUCCAUUAUCUUCUACCAGUCGUCGGUCCCGGCCCAUUCGGAGCUCAUGUGGAUACUUAGCUGUACUGCUUCUGUGGGAUACCUCUCUCGCAUGACACAAUGGAAGAGCAAGUUGUCUCUGUCCGAGAACACGUCGUUCCUAGACGAGAAGGCGAAGUCUUCGCUCAAGCUCGGCCUCUUCUCCUAUCCUGUCCUGCAAGCCGCCGACAUUCUAGUGCAUAGAGCAACUCACGUCCCCGUCGGCGAAGACCAACGGCAGCAUCUAGAGUUCGCGCGGGAGUGUGCCACAAACUUCAACCACGCCUUCGGGCAACAUCUCAUCCUUCCAGAGACAAUCAUCUCACCCGCCCGCCGCGUCAUGUCCCUCCAAAAGCCGACGCACAAGAUGUCCAAGUCGCACGCGGACCCGCGCUCGCGCAUCCUGAUCACGGACUCGGAGGACGAGAUCCGGCGCAAGGUCUCCGCCGCGCUGACCGACAUGACCAACUCGGUCUCGUACGACCCGGACGCCCGGCCGGGCGUCUCCAACCUGCUCCGCCUGCUCUCGCUGUUCGAGGUCGACGGGCGCAGGGGCCCCGAGGAGCUGGCGGCGGAGCUCGAGGGCGCGAGCCUCGGGGCGCUCAAGGCGAGGGUGGCGGAUGCGGUUGUACGCGGGAUGGCGGGCGUUAGGGAGAGGUAUCACGAGUUUAUGGAGAUGGAUGGUGGCAGGUAUCUGGACGACGUGCAGGAGAAGGGCGCCGUGAAGGCUAGGGAGAGCGCGGGGGAGACGAUGAAGAUUGUAAGAUCAGCUGUGGGACUAUGACGCCGGGGUGGCCUCUCCGUUUUCCCCGUAUCUGUAAGAACAGACCUGUACUAUUAUAGCCUUUAUGACACAGGGGGUCUUUCCUCCAGCUUUCCAC